Messenger RNA from Symbiodinium necroappetens, 172 nucleotides. The record is from the annotation of a GenBank genome assembly. NCBI's taxonomy places the organism in Eukaryota, Dinophyceae, Suessiales, Symbiodiniaceae.
AUGCGCGUGCUUGAAAUUCAGGCGGAUGCUUUCAGCUUGACGACAGUCGCGACUUCCUGCCGCCGCGCUCGGCAGUGGGAGGUUGGCAUCGACCUCCUACGCAGGAUGGCAGACAACUCCAUGGAGAUCGAUGACAUUGCGGUCAACUCCGCCAUCGGCAGCACUGCCACAG